Pieris macdunnoughi is the source of this 726-nucleotide messenger RNA. The record is from the annotation of a GenBank genome assembly. Lineage: Eukaryota; Metazoa; Arthropoda; Insecta; Lepidoptera; Pieridae.
AUGGGAAGAGGCCUCCAGCCAGGGCCCGAGGGUGGCAAAGAGGCUCCCCUGGCGGGGGCGGGUGGAGGAGGAAAGUCUCCUGCUCCCGCUCAAACCAGGGAAAAAGAAGCCAAAAAUUGCUACCUUAAGGCAAUGGCACAUCUGGCGGAGUCCAGAAAUAUUAAAACGGACAUAAAAACCGGGGUACAGACAGCCGUAAAACGGCUGUACCAACUAGUAAAGGAGGCCGAAGAGGAGUCACCGAAAAACCAAGACAAGCCAACACCAAAAGGGAAAAAAGAAAUACUAAGCGAUAAACUAGACAAACAGAUUGAAAAACUGGAAACGGAAAACAGAAAACUGGAGAAAUGUAGGAAAGAAAUGGAGGAUCUGGCAAUAAAGAAAAAUGAAAGCAUCCUGGCCGAGAUUAGGAAAGAGUUUGACGAGAAGGAAAAGAGAGAAAAAGAAAGAUAUAACAUUCUGGAAGCGAAAAUGAAGUCGUACGCAGAAGUGACAAGGGAAAAUCUCGGCCAGGACCAAAAUAGGAAAGGAGGCCCGGGACAUAAACCUACGCUGCACUCUGUCGUGGUGGAGCCGAAGAGUUCGACCGACACGGCAGAGGAUACAAUACAAAACAUCCGUCACCUACUAAAUGCGAAGGAGGAAGGAUGGCAAGUUCAAAAAAAUAAGGAGAGCCAGAGACGGAAAAGUUGUAGUGGGCUGCAGGACGGAGGAAGAGAGGAGUAA